Molecule: messenger RNA, 2264 nt
Organism: Bombina bombina (fire-bellied toad)
Lineage: Eukaryota; Metazoa; Chordata; Amphibia; Anura; Bombinatoridae
Product: E3 ubiquitin-protein ligase MARCHF7-like
Exons: 9
Coding region: 129-2012 (627 amino acids)
Molecular function (GO): zinc ion binding
Source: RefSeq, a predicted model, not a curated record
GUUAUCAAGAGAGAGAAAGAGAACAAGCUGAGCAUAUAAGAGAGCGGCAGGCCACAAUUCAGUGCAGUCGCCCAUCUACUAACUCUAUAUAUUCAGAACGCAGUUACAAGAAGCCAUGGUUGUCAGGGAUGGCGACCAAAAAACAGCAUUUUAUUGGUGGGUUAGGAUUUGGUAAAGAGGCACUGAAUACUCCAAAUAAGCUUCCAGCCAUAAACAAGGACCCGAAUAUUAUAAGGAAGAAGAGUGCAUCUACCCUCAAGAGUAUUACAGUCCUACAGCCACAGGAAACCAUGCUAGCAGUCAAGUCACAAAUUAUGGUGCAAAAGAAGAGAUUACAUACACGCUAUCACCCUGACAAAUUGGUAAACAAAGAUGGAGAACGAGGUCAAAGAAGGGUCGAAACCUUAUCAAUGGGGCAGGCAAAGGCAGAUGUCCACCAGAACCUGACUAUCAAAUACAGACAACAGGCUAGGUUCACUAGCUCUGAUACUAUUAGGAACCAGCAGAGAGGACCACUUACACCAGUCUUUCCCUUAACAGAAAAUCAGUGUCCCUCUUCCUUACAUAAUCUGGAUGGCUAUUCUCAGCUAAACAGAACAUCUCCAAUCAGGUCCAUUGAUGAUUGCUUUAAUGUCCUUUUGGAGAGAAACAUUGAAGAAAAUGUAGAAAAUGAUGUAGAUACUUUGGAUAUUAUGAGUGGGGAGGACCUACAAUUAGGUUUAGAACCUCACUUGUCCAAUUUUGAGCAACAUAGCAGUUGUUGGGGAAGAAAUAUGAACAGCAGUUCCUCUAGUGAACUUGAAAACAAUAUGAAUGAAUUAGUAAGAGAAACUGAACCUCACAAUGUGUCAUCAGUUCAAACAAAGGAUCUGGAAUUCUUCCAUGGGGACUCUGAGGAGGAAAACAACCGCGAGAGAGAAUUUGGUAUUCAAUUCCAAAAUAAUGAGACCUACAUAAAUUCUUAUGAUGAUAUUGGGAAUGAUAACAUCAGUAUUAGCAACAGAGAAGAUAUUUCAAUAUUCACAACACCAAAUAUCAUGUCAUCCAGUGAGUCACAGAUUGAGAUGCGCUCAGAAUCACCAGAUGACCUGACUCUUAAUUAUUCUCUUGCUUGUUCUCUCAGUUCACUGGAUGAGAAUGAGGAUGACAGAGCUGACAUGGUUUCAAUGGCUAUUGAAGGAGAGGAUACUGUCUCACUCUCAACUUCAUUAAAUAUGUCCAUAACUCCAUGUUCACAGAAUUUACAAAACAAUGAUCUCACAACUUCCAUAUCAUCUGUGGAAGACAGAGGGCACUCAAUACCUAUUCAGGGACCUUCUUAUCUUUCCCAUCUAGAGAAUAGCCUCUCACCAACUGCACCUAAUCCACAGAUUCUUAGUGAGAAUCUACACUUAGCCUUUGUCACGUUGUCUAUGAGGAGAAAUCCUGGCCACAGACAUUCAGGGAGAAUUAGAACAACCCAGCAUAGCAGUGACUCUGAGAAAACUAAAGCAGACCCAGAGAAACUGAAGAAGCUACAGAACAGUUUGCUAGAGGAAGAAUCCGAGGAUGAGGAGGGAGACAUCUGCAGAAUCUGUCUCAUGGGAGGGGAAACCACAAAAAACCAUCUGAUAGCUCCAUGUCAGUGCACUGGAAGCUUAAAAUAUGUUCACCAGGAUUGCAUAAAGAAGUGGCUGGAGGCAAAAAUUACAUCUGGAGCAGGCUUUGAUGUUGUGAAAACAUGUGAGAUGUGCAAGCAGAAUGUGAACCCCAUAAUUGAAGGAUUUAAUGUAAACGAGCUUUACAGAAAACACCAAGAAACACAGGUGUCUGUGGUGGAUCCUAGUUUGUACCUGGUACUGUUACUUCACUUGUAUCAGCAGAGAUAUGAGGAACUUCUUAGAUUAACACACACACGGAGCCGGGUAACAGAGAUUUCGAGACAUUUCUCACACCUCCGAACAAGAAGGAAUGAAAAUCCUGAAGAAACCACUCAGGAUUCAGAUUCACAGAACAGCAGUCAGAUCAACUAAAGGUUUAUCUUUUCCCCUCUACAUAGUGUGUAACUGUUCAUCUUCCCGUGUUACCCAAGGGAUCUCAUCUUAUUCCCACACAGUUAUCACAUCUAAUAAGCUGUGCCAGCAACUGUUUUGAGUUUCCUCUGUUUAUAACCCUCAGUGAACUACAGUUGUUGUUUGUCUAUAGGGUCAUGGGAGGAAGUUCUCCCCCAAGUGCCUCCCCUUUCCUAAAUGUUCCUUAUCUUAAUAAAUAUUAAUUAUUUUAAA